UCUGGUCAAUUCAUCACUUCUCCAGACGGCACGCGUAUCUGGGCUGAUGCUGCCGGCACCCCAGGCAAACCGCCUGUCGUGUUCGUUCAUGGAUUCCUCACUUCGAGCCUGAACUGGGUUCGCCAGUUUGAUGAUAGGCGGUUGCUGGAUAGUCUGUACAUGACUCGUGGACACGGUCGUAGUGACCAGCCAGAAUCAGAGGAUGCUUAUGCCUCCGCUAGACAUGCAGAAGACUUUCAUGCUGUAUGCGCCGCUUUUGGAGUCACGAAACCGGUUGUCGUGGGCUGGUCCCUUGGCGGUAUCAUCGUGCCCGACAUCCUGUCUAGGUUCGGUACCACCCCGCUUCCCGUGGCAGGACUGAUUAUGUUCAACGCGAUACCAUGGCGCUCAAUGUUUCCGGAGAUCCUCACACCUUACUCUACCAAGAUUAUGCCUCCCCUAUCUUCUCUGGACCUACCCGGUUUUCAGACUGCACUCCAAGAGCUCAUCAGCGCCUUUUUUUCUCCGGGAUAUUUAGAGAAGGUUUGCUUCGAGGAGAAGUGCGCUUGGGUAGGUAGUGCGGCAAGUAUGGCGAAUGUGAAGAACACUGCGGCAAGAACGUUCUCGAUCUCGCGCACGCAAGAUGAGACGGCUUUGCUCUCUGUGUCGAAGGAGUUGCCGAUUCUCUGUGUCCAGGCUACGGGGGACAUGUUGAUGGAACUGGAGAAGCACGAGGCUUUUAUGAAGAAACACUUUGGUGAUAAUUUAGACUAUCGACGGAUUCCGGGAGGCGGGCAUGCGCCGUUCUAUGAGUUCCCAGGAAUUGUGAACCCGAUGAUUAUUGAGUUCGUUCAGCGUGUCUAUGAUGGCAGUAACCAUAAUCAAGUCUGAGGUAUCGAUUCUCGUUUGGAAGGUUGAAUUGCAUUAAAGUAUGGUCAUUUAGGUAUAUCGCGAUAUGCAGACUACGUAGACGUCCAUUUAUGAUCAUUAACUCCGUCUUCUAAUUUGAUUUUUGUUCUGCGUGUGUAUACUCGACCCAGCCGCUGUGUAAGUAUUCAUAAAUUGAUUGUACCGGUC
This is a messenger RNA of Desarmillaria tabescens, 1056 nucleotides long. Its product is annotated as alpha/beta-hydrolase. Gene Ontology annotation, cellular component: mitochondrion. The record is from RefSeq and is a predicted model, not a curated record. Gene Ontology annotation, molecular function: monoacylglycerol lipase activity. NCBI's taxonomy places the organism in Eukaryota, Fungi, Basidiomycota, Agaricomycetes, Agaricales, Physalacriaceae. The annotation marks the transcript as partial. Gene Ontology annotation, biological process: acylglycerol catabolic process. The transcript is spliced from 4 exons.